Molecule: messenger RNA, 3250 nt
Organism: Xenopus laevis (African clawed frog)
Lineage: Eukaryota; Metazoa; Chordata; Amphibia; Anura; Pipidae
Gene: zc3h7b.S
Product: zinc finger CCCH-type containing 7B S homeolog
Exons: 23
Coding region: 209-2980 (923 amino acids)
Biological process (GO): miRNA processing
Molecular function (GO): metal ion binding; miRNA binding
Source: RefSeq, a predicted model, not a curated record
UAGCGUCUCUUUCCAGCCCCGAGCUGACCGAGACCUGGAAAUGAAAGUGAAGGGAAGAAAAAAAGGAGACACAUGGGAGGAAGUUGCAGCCGGCCAAAGAGAAGCAUUAAACUAGAGGAUUCCCUGCAGCCAGCUGGGAUUGUGGAAGUGAUUUCUAUGUGCUGCUCCUUGUCUGCGGCCAGAGAAUAGUAACAGCCUGGAGGUUCUUAUGGCAAGACAGAAGCGCAAGGAAGAUAUUGAGAAAGGCCUGCAGUUUAUCCAGUCUACGAUACCCUUUCAUGGAAGUCAAGCUGAUUAUGAGCAUUUUUUGCAGCAGUUGGUCAGGAACUUAUUUGCUGAGGGGAAUGACCUGUAUCGUGAUGGGGACACCAAGCUGGCUCUGGGGCAGUAUACAGAAGGCCUGACAGUGGCUGAAUAUGCCAUGUCUGAAGAGCUUACCAUCCCAGCAGAGCUGCUUUCCAAGCUGUGUGUGAACCGUUCCUGCUGCUAUUUUACUAUGGGGCUGUUUGAAAAGUCACUGGAAGUUAGUGAGAGUGCUCUGAGCCAUGACAAGGAGAACAUGAGAGCUUUGUACCGCAAAGCCAAAGCCCUGGACCAACUGGGACGCCAUCAGGAAGCUUAUGGGUGCAUUAGUGACAAACUGUUAGCGCUGGUGCAGGAUGAGAGUGUAACAGAGCUGGCACAGGAACUUGUGCAGAAGUUAGGAUUAAAGCAACGCAAAGCGUAUAAAAGGCCGCAGCAAGAGCUAGAAUCAGAUGGUUUCCUUAGCAAUGGUACAUCUACCUCCACUAGUAGCCAGGCAUCCUCUAAUAGCCUGGGAUCGUUAGAUGAUAUUGAUGUAGGUAGUGACCUUCACAUUGAAGGGCUGAAGGCAGCUGUUUCUCCAGCCUCCACUGGAUUUCCGUCAGCAUCCGGUUCCUUGAACGACUUUGCAGACUGUGACAUCAUUGGGGAUGAGCUGGACUCUUUCCUGGACACAGGAAUAUUACAGACAUCCAUUCCACCCAGCCAAGUGUCCCCAUUAAUACCAGUGUACACCACUGGCUCCCCUUUGCUUUCCUCUCUUGGCAUUAACAUACUCCCAGCCCCAUCCCCAUUACCUCCAGCCUCCUUUGGUCUACUGGAUUCACAGAAGCUGACCAGGCACUGUGAAAAGCCAGGCUAUAACAUGAAUCUUAUCAGGAUGGCAGAGCCCCGUCUGGACACACUGGACGGCUUUGAGAGCAUUAGGGAGCCAAUGGACUGUCUGAACACCUUCCCGAAUGAGCCCAAGCAUUUAAUAUACCCUUCAGCAAAAACAAACCAGAAGCACAAGCCUGGUGUGAACAACAUGAACCACAUAAAGACGGAUGCUGCUUUGCUUCAUGCGAGAAGGCUGUUAUCAACACUACCAGCCAACCCCCUGGCACAGACCUAUGAGUUUAAACAGGCAUGCCCACAGUGUUUCGUGAAGACAGGUCUCAAAGCUCUGGACUAUGCUCACAGGGAGAAGCUGGAGCACAAGUGUAAAAGGAACAUAUUGCUGGCCAGACAAAAGAGCUCCGAAAAUAAGACAUGGCUUAGGAUUCGCUCACGACCGCCAAAAGUUACUGGCCCCUAUGUUCUGUGCAAAGAUAUUCAAAUGCGCCAGGACUGUAAAUAUAGAGAAGACUGCACAUUUGCAUACUAUCAGGAAGAGAUAGAUGUGUGGAAUGAAGAGAGGAAAUUGACUUUUCGACGUGAUCAGCUUUUCCUGCUCCCAUCAGUGGUGAAGGCUGGCACUGUGGCCUGGUUACUGCAGGAGCAUAAAGGCAUAUUUAUCUUUUUAUGCCAGGCCUGCUUUGACAGUAAGCCUCGGGUCAUUAGCAAGAAAAGUCAAGAGAAUCAAACUGUUUGCAUUAAUGAGCACUCUUUUCUUGAUAACAAGUGUCUGGUCCAUGUGUACAACUCUGGCACUAUUAAAUAUUCUAAAAUCCGUCCACUUCAGUCACAUUUUCAUAUGGAUUUGUGCCGCCAUGAAAUGCAGUAUGGCUGCAUACAGGAAGAUACCUGCAGCUUUGCACACAGUCCUGUGGAGCUGAGUGUAUGGAUUCUGCAAAGACAAUCUGGAUCCACACAGGAGGAAAUUGUGCAGGAGUCUGAGUGGGCUUGGAAAGUGUCUGAACCUAAAGGAAAAACCUUUCCAAAAUGCCUGGAUAUAAAGAUGAAGUUUGUCUGUAGCCAGUGUCUGAGCACGGGACAGCACAUAGAAUCAGAUCGGGAUGGAAAAUACUGCGCAGCUAAAGCUAGGCACAGUUGGACCAAAGAAAAGCGAGUUCUCCUUGUGAUGUCAAAGGCAAAGAAGUGGGUCUCAGUGAGACCUUUGCCAUCCAUCCGCCAGUUCCCACAACAUUAUGAGAUCUGCAUCCAUGUACAGAAUGGGAAGAAGUGUCAGUAUUCUUGGAACUGUACCUUUGCCCACAGCACGGAAGAAAAAGAUUUAUGGACAUUUAUGAAAGAAAACAGAGUGCUUGACCUUCAGCGGGUUUUUGAAGUGUGUCAGAAGAAUAACUGCCCACCUGAGAAGGCUGAAAUGGGGGCUUCAGGCCCACAGAAGGAGUUGGAGAAGCAGAUCCUGAUGCCCACAGAUUAUGCUGAUCUGAUGGCUGGUUUCCACUGUUACUUGUGUGGGAAGAACAGCAAUAGUGAGCGGCAGUGGCAGAAGCACAUCCAAUCAGAGAAACACAAAGAUAGAGUGUUUACCACCGAGAGUGAGGGCACAACCUGGAAGUUUCGCUUCCCAGCCGGCGAGUUUAAACUCUGUGAUAGGUUUGAGGAGACCAAGAGCUGCCCCCAUGAAAGCAACUGUCUGUUUGCACAUGGUCAGGAAGAACUUGACGAGUGGCUGAAGAGAAGGGAUGUACUCCUGCAGAAGGUUUCCAGAGCCCGGAAAGAUAUGCUCCUGGAGCCCACCGACUCAGACUUUGGCAAAUAUACCUUUCUGUUAAAGGAUGUGGCAUGAGCUAUGCAGGGAUAUAAAAUGAAUACACAUUGGAGUUAGUCUGAAAAAUACAGAAAUGCCUGUAUGUUCCAUCACACUUCAAACUUGUUACCCAGGGCCAGCUCCAACCAGAUUCAUAGUGCGUCCCUUAUUCCAGCUACAGGUAUCUGUUUAUAUAGUCUGCAAGUUUUAUGUGAGAGCAGAUGUCAUUUUUUGCUUCUUUCAAAAUUCAUUAUCUAAAUCAAACCCCUACAUUUACCUUAUAUAUAAAUUAUGGGAAUUAUUUUUCAU